Molecule: messenger RNA, 450 nt
Organism: Micromonas pusilla CCMP1545
Lineage: Eukaryota; Viridiplantae; Chlorophyta; Mamiellophyceae; Mamiellales; Mamiellaceae
Exons: 1
Coding region: 1-450 (149 amino acids)
Source: RefSeq, a predicted model, not a curated record
AUGGCGACGACGACGAUCUGCUCCGUCUCCGCGCGCGUCAGCGCGCCGAGCGCCUCCUCCUCCUCCUCCUCCGCGCGUCGCGCGUUCGCGCCGACGCCCUCGUCGCGUUCGCGGGGGGGAUGCUGCGUCCGACGCGGACGCGGAUCGGUCGUCGUCCUCGCGUCCGCGCGCGACGAGAGAGAGAAGUCCAAGAUCGGCGGUCGCUUCGGAGAGAAGCUCGGGACGCCGUUCGCGGACUUGAAGAUCGGCGAGAGCGUGGAGAAGAUGGCGACGCGGUACGACUGGCUCAGCGCGGGCUUGGGCGCGCUCUUAGGAUGCUCCUACGGCGUGAUGCGAGGGCAGAGCGUGAACCAAGCGCUGGGGAUCACGAUGUGCGCGACCGUCGUCGCGGUCGCGAUCGACGAGCUCAUGCGGGACCAGGAGAAGAAGAACGGCGACGGGACGAUGUGA